Messenger RNA from Lampris incognitus (smalleye Pacific opah), 5056 nucleotides. It is a transcript of the gene acsl4a, whose product is annotated as acyl-CoA synthetase long chain family member 4a. Gene Ontology annotation, molecular function: arachidonate-CoA ligase activity. The record is from RefSeq and is a predicted model, not a curated record. Gene Ontology annotation, cellular component: lipid droplet; endoplasmic reticulum; plasma membrane. Lineage: Eukaryota; Metazoa; Chordata; Actinopteri; Lampriformes; Lampridae. Bases 319 to 2457 code for a protein of 712 amino acids. The transcript is spliced from 15 exons. Gene Ontology annotation, biological process: long-chain fatty acid metabolic process; long-chain fatty-acyl-CoA metabolic process; neuron differentiation.
CUUUCGGUCAUUUUCCCUUGGCGAGUGAGUCAACUCGCUAACGGGGUUUGUCGGCGGGCGGCUGUAGAAGGUCUGACUUUUGGGGAACUAGUGAACAAGAUAUCUUCGUCCCAGCUUUAAAGCUGGCUUAUUACGGGUUUUUGAACUCUUGCAGUCCUGUUGGCUGAAGACUUUGCUCUGCAUCAGUUUUACCCUUUGACAAACCUCCUCUCACAGUCCGCAACUUCCUACCAAAACUCAACUCUCAUCCAAAACUAAACUGAUCCCUUAUUGCACACUUUCCACUUUCCCUCCACACAAAGCCGUCCAGUGACCAUUAUGGGUCUUCAAUCAGACUCUGCCCUCCAAUGCAUCCUCCUUUUCCCACUGCACCUUUUGAUAUGGGUAUAUUCCGUCCUCUCGUUCCUUCCCUGGUACUACAUCACCAAUGCUGGGCAAAAGAAGACCCUGUCUCAGCGGCUCAAGGCCCGCUCCACCUCCGGCAGUACAGAGGGGUCCUACCGCUCUGUUGACCACUUUGACUAUCUGGCCAAGGAAGACUUCCCAGGCAAGGACACUCUGGAUAAGCUAUUUGAUCACGCUGUGCAACGCUUUGGGCAGUCACCAUGUCUUGGCACAAGAGAUAUACUGAGUGAAGAGAAUGAGACCCAACCCAGUGGUAAAGUAUUCAAAAAGUUGAUCCUGGGGGAGUAUCAUUGGCUGUCCUACCGGGAGGUGGACGCUAUUGUCAGUGAGUUUGGUAAUGGUCUGGCAGCUCUUGGUCAACAGCCUAAAAGUACUUUGGCCAUCUUCUGUGAGACGAGAGCAGAGUGGAUGAUUACAGCCCAGACCUGCUUCAGACACAACUUCCCAUUGGUGACAUUCUAUGCCACACUGGGAGAGGAGGCAGUGGCAUUUGGGCUGAACGAGGCAGGAGUCACACAUCUCAUCACCAGCAAAGAACUGCUCGAGACUAAACUUAAGAGUGUGCUUCAGCAGAUCCCAAAAUUGAAGCACGUGAUUUUUGUGGACCAGAAAAAAGGGAGCAUAGAAGGCUACCCAGCAGGACUCUCCAUUCACAGCAUGCAGGCUGUCCGAGAACUUGGGGCACUGCCUGAAAACUCGAACAGGCCAGUGGUGAGGCCUCAACCUUCAGACUUGGCCGUGGUUAUGUACACCAGUGGUUCCACAGGCAGACCCAAAGGAGUCAUGAUCGUUCACAGUAAUCUAAUUGCUGGUAUGACCGGCCAGUGUGAACGCAUCCCUGGACUAGGGCAAAAGGACACUUACAUAGCUUACCUGCCCCUGGCUCAUGUUCUGGAAAUGACAGCGGAGAUCUCCUGUGUGACAUAUGGCUGUCGGAUCGGUUACUCCUCACCUCAGACACUAUCAGACCAGUCCACCAAGAUAAAAAAAGGAAGUAAAGGGGACUGCUCUGUACUUAAACCUACCCUGAUGGCAGCUGUACCAGAAAUCAUGGACCGUAUCAACAAGAAUGUGAUGAGCAAAGUGCAGGAGAUGAAUUACAUUCAGAGAACGCUGUUUACACUCGGCUACAACUAUAAACUGGAGCAGAUUAAGAGGGGCUAUGACGCACCACUCUGCAAUAGGCUGCUAUUCCAGAAGGUGCGAGGUCUGCUGGGAGGGCGGGUGAGAAUGAUGUUGUCAGGAGGGGCUCCUCUGUCCUCAGCCACUCAGAGAUUCAUGAAUAUAUGUUUCUGUUGUCCUGUUGGCCAAGGCUAUGGCCUAACUGAGACCUGUGGAGCAGGCACCAUUACAGAGGUUGCGGACAUCAGCACUGGUCGUGUUGGAGCUCCUCUAAUUUGUUGUGAGAUCAGACUCAGGGACUGGGUUGAAGGUGGCUACACAAACGAGGAUAAGCCUCACCCAAGAGGGGAGAUCUUGAUUGGUGGUCCCAACGUAACCAUGGGUUACUACAGGAGUGAGAGCAAUGAUCAGGACUUCUUUGUUGAUGACAAAGGUCAGCGGUGGUUUUGCACUGGGGAUGUGGGAGAGAUCCAUCCUGAUGGCUGUCUACAAAUAGUAGACCGUAAGAAAGACUUGGUCAAACUGCAGGCAGGGGAGUAUGUGUCCCUAGGGAAAGUGGAAUCUGCACUGAAGAACUGCUCCCUUAUAGAUAACAUCUGCGCUUAUGCAAACAGCGAGCAGAACUACAUUAUCAGCUUUGUGGUGCCCAAUCAAAAGAAGCUAACAGAACUGGCCAAACAGAGAGGCAUAGAAGGAACAUGGGAGGAGAUCUGUACCCACCCUGAUAUGGAAAGAGAGGUUUUAAGGGCGAUCAAGCAAGUUGCGGCUACCAUUAAACUCCAACGUUUUGAGAUCCCCAUGAAGGUGCAUCUGAGCUCAGAGCCGUGGACCCCUGAAACAGGUCUGGUCACCGAUGCUUUCAAGCUGAAGAGGAAAGAGCUUAAGAAUCACUAUCUCCACCACAUUGAGAGAAUGUAUGGGGGUAAAUAAACUCGAAAACCUCCCCCACAGAGUUCCCUUUUUGCUAGAAUUCAUCUGUGUUUGUGUAAAUAAUGUUUCAGGUUUCCAUAUGAGUUUUUGAGCUUUGUGUCCCCCAAGCAUACAAAUGAAAACCAUUUGAACACAAGCUGAAGCUGUAAAGUUGUAGUUGUUGGCUAAACUGUUCUUUUCAUUCUUGUGCUUAAAAAAACAGUAUUGAUUGUCAGAGUUGCACCCGGAGGGCAUCUCUUAUUUAUUAAAAAAUGAUCAGACCAUAACAGCGCUUAACUGCCAUCCACAUAAAUCUUUGUACCCGUUUUGUAACUGAUAUUCCAAGUAUCGGUUUCGUCUGUGUGAUAUUAAUGCAUUGUUGUUACUGGUUCCGUUAAAACUUUAACAGUUAUAUAAUGUUUAAAUAAGAGGCCUACAUAAUGUGUUUAAAUAAGAGGCCUAUGUUGCUUUUUAUUGAGGUUUAGGAGUAGUGAUGUUACUGUGCCUUCAGUCUGCACAGCAGUCAAGCAGAAGUGGGAGGCACCUAGAUCAAAAGGCAAAUGUUGCAGUGAUUUAUUACAUGGAUGGCUAAACUGCCAGUAAUGUUUACCAGGUGUUCUAGAGAAACGUUGACCAUGACACCGGUUCCUAACUGGACGCGAUGCGAAAAAGCAAACAUCAGAUUGUUUUCCCCAGUGAAGUUGUCCUAACCUGUUCCGUGCACCAGCAAAUUUGAAAAAUCACUCGCCCUGGAAGGGAUGGGCAACAUGACCCAGAAAGGGCCGGUGUGGGUGCAGGUCUUUGUUCUAACCCAGCAGUUACACACCUGAGUCUACAAAUCAAGGUCCUUGGCAAAGACUUUUGGUUGACUAAUAGAAUCGGGUUUGUAACGGCUUGGUUGGAACAAAGACCUGCACCCACAUCGGCCCUUUCUGGAUCAUGUUGCCCAUCCCAGUGUGAAGUUUCACGCACUUGUUCCACCUCCAGCCUAUUGUCAUUGGUCAAAAUUGACGCCGACUUCUUUGAUGUUUCCAUUUCCUCUCCAGUCAGCCGUAACACCAGCCAAUAAUGAAAGUGUAACUUCUCCCCCGGUCUGAGCCCAACUCCUCCAACUGCAUAAUUUUGACAAAAUGCUAAAAAGUGGGCAAGGGGCUGAGAGCGGGGGCGGGGUGGGGUGCGUGGAUGUGUGAGGCAGGAAUAGCUGCAGAGAUCCAUGAGACGGACCCAGCGCUUUGCCAGCUCGCCUUCACACAUCGCUGUACCGAGUCCCCUCCACCAGUCCACCGUCCGCUAUGCCCCGACCACCGUGACGUGGAUGCGAUGCAGACAGAAGGAGUCCCCUCUGGACGGGCCAUGGCUUUCCGGCGGUGGAGAGGCGGGCAUAGGGGCAACUGCUUCCCCAGCCCGACCAACCCAGUUGUCCAGUGGUGCCUCUACAGCCGUCAAAAGCACAAGUCCCCGAACCAUUGCACCAAAAUUGAGAAUGAUGAAAUAAUAUAACUGUAAAUUGAGAGAAGUUCAAAAGGUUGGUAGAAAAUGUAAUAAAGCCGCAAGGUUAGCAAGUAAACCCCUCUAAACAAUGAUUAUACUUGAAAAUGAGCGCGGUUUCACAGACUCACACUCAAGCCCCCAGCCCAACCUGUGCAUAAGGGGCACUAACUUUUUUUUUUCUUCCCAUGAUGUAGUAAGUCCCAACCGGUCGACUGUACGUCAGCAUUGGCCUUGUAAGGUUCAGGGCUGAGAUUUAAAACAGUAGAUGGCGUGUUGAGCCAUUUCCAACCCAUGAAACCCGAUUUUUAUAAAAUUGGGGAGAAAUGUCAAGAAUUGAUCUGCUACGUCACCGUAGUUAUAUUCAGCUUACAGCUCAAUUAACACGUUUAAAUGUCAUUUAAUUACAGAAAUUAAAUGACUGAGGAAAUAAUUAAAACUUAAAAUCACGUUAGUUAUGAAUAAACUUUACAAGCGGUGCCAAAAAAAAAAUCACCCCCUCCUCGCCUGUGACAUCACUCCUAUAUAUCUGGACAAUUUUUCGCACUCCAACCGCUAAGAGUUCGCUCACUCGCUGUAUGUUAGGAAGGUGUGAGAUGGUGAUGGGCCACUAAUUAGGACUAUUUGUCUCGCCAUACUGUUACUAUGCUAUCCUGGUCUACCGUGAUUAUUUUAUAUGCUUUAUUUUUUGUCAAAAUGCAUUGGGACUGUCUGACCAAAUGUGUAGACACAUACAUGACUCAGGAAGAUUAAAAUAGCAAAUGUUUUAGUAUAUGAAACGGUCGAGUGGUAUAUUUAUAUAGAAAGCACAUUGCCAAACUCCUGUCCUCCUGUGUGCACCUUAAUAUUUAUUUGGGCAAGCAUGCUGAACUCUUAAGAUGCUUUUAACCAAAACCUAUAGUGAUAACUGGCAUACUGUAACACAGUGCAUAUUUUACCUCAACAAUUUUGUUUGAAAUGUUCCGUCAAAAUGUUUUCACUAUAAUAUGGGAAUGUUUUUGUUAUUUUCUUUGGCAGUUAUUUUAUCAAAACUUUGAGAACAUGGACUUUGGCAGUCAUUUUACAACGUUCUUCUGCGAUACUGAAAAUAUUUAUUCCAUCAUUAAGACCACUUGCUUUGUUUGUUUGUUGC